This is a messenger RNA of Cadophora gregata, 2550 nucleotides long. It is a transcript of the gene HRD3, whose product is annotated as ERAD-associated protein. The transcript has 4 exons. The coding region runs from base 1 to 2550 and encodes 849 amino acids. NCBI's taxonomy places the organism in Eukaryota, Fungi, Ascomycota, Leotiomycetes, Helotiales, Ploettnerulaceae. Gene Ontology annotation, molecular function: protein binding. The record is from RefSeq and is a predicted model, not a curated record. Gene Ontology annotation, cellular component: endoplasmic reticulum membrane. Gene Ontology annotation, biological process: ERAD pathway.
AUGAAGAAAUGGACCAGAAGGCUGUGGUCCUUGGUCUUUCUCCUGCCUUUCAUAUACCCCAUAGUCCUCGCGCAAGUACAUGAGGAUGCGGAUACGACGGUGACCGCAGAUGGAAGCUCACAGCCCUCAGUGGCCGCGCAGCCACCAUCGCCACAGCACCCAUUCCACGAACAAGCUGAUGGCAGGAGGAAGAUUGAUGGUGCCGAGCAGGUCGACAAAGCUCUUUUCUUCCUACGUGGAUAUGAACGAUUGCAUCCUCGGCCGUCACGGAAGGCACCGGGACUACUGGGCGUCUUUUGGAACUACCUCUUGUCACUGAUGCCACAGUUCUCGACUCUGGGGCCAGCUUCAGAAGGAUCGGUUGAAGGGCAUAGAGAACUUCCUGGACCUGUGGCAGAUGCUGUGCGGUUAUUGGAAGAGGCGGCGCAGGUUAACAAUCCAGACGCUAUAUUCCUUCUCGCUGAGAUACACUUCUAUGGAAACUUCUCUGUUCCGCCAGAUUAUUCACAGGCCUUCAGACGGUAUCAGCAAUUAGCCUCGUUGGAUGGGAAUAGCUCAGCACAGCAUAUGAUAGGAUUCAUGUACGCCACUGGAUUCGGAGGAGUUGUUGAGCAAGACCAAGCAAAGUCCCUGCUUUACCAUACCUUUGCAGCUGAAGGAGGGAGUGUCAAGUCCGCGAUGACAGUCGCGUUUCGAUACCAUGUUGGAAUUGGGGUUGCCCAGAGCUGCAAUACUGCCGUCAAGCACUACAAGAAGGUCGCUGACAAAGCUAUUGAAUGGUUCCGAUCUGGUCCGCCUGGAGGGAUGGCAUGGGUUCCCGAUUCUUAUCGACUUGCAGAUGAAGAUGGAGGUGUCUAUGGUGAGGGGGCAAGCUUUUCUAGCUCAGGGAACAACAGGAACAAGGCAGGCGUUAAUUCGGAUGCACAUGCUGCACUAGACGAUGUACUCGAGUACCUAGAUUUGAUGUCACGAAAAGGAGACUUCAAGGCCACUUUUAGUUUGGGACGAAUCCACUAUGAUGGCCAAAAGGGGCUUUCCAGGAAUAUGAAGAGCGCAAAGUGGUAUUUCAUGAAAGUUGCCAAGCUCUACUGGACGAGAAACGGCCAAAUCAUCGAGAGCGAGAAGCAAGGAUUGGAAAAAAUUGCGACCAAAGCGGCCGGCUACCUUGGUCGAAUGUUUAUGAGGGGAGAAGGUGUUGAGCAAAGUUUCGAGAAGGCUCAGAUCUGGUUCCAAAGAGGUAUCAAGAGUGGUGACGCUGGGUCUCAAUAUGGAAUGGGAUUAAUGUACUUGGAGGGACUUGGUGUGCCCAAGAACUCAGUUAAGGCACAGGAGUAUCUCAAGACUGCGGCAGACCAAGAUUACUCUCCUGCCCAGGUUGCCUUGGGCGCUUUAUUCUUGGAUCAAGGUACCGCAGCUGAUGUACAAGUGGCCACUAAAUAUUUUGAACUGGCCGCUCGGUAUGGCCAUAUCGAGUCAUACUAUUACUUGGCGGAACUCAUUGAGCAAGGUAUCGGAAAGGAAAGAAGCUGUGGCCUUGCGGCCAUGUACUAUAAGAGCGUUGCGGAGAAGGCUGAACCUCUUCUCUCAUCAUUUGCUGAAGCAAACGACGCGUAUGAGAAUGGCGAUCAUGAGCUAGCGUUGAUCGACUACAUGUUUGCAGCCGAGCAAGGCUACGAGAAGGGACAAGCGAAUGUUGCCUAUCUCCUCGAUCAGCAAAAGUCGAAAUGGGCCUUUCCAUCAUGGUUAUCCCUGAACUCGAUCCCUCGACCUCCCCUAUUCCGAAAUGGUGCUUUGGCUCUGAUGUACUGGACAAGGUCUGCCAAGCAGUCCAAUAUAGACUCCUUGGUUAAGAUGGGCGAUUACUACUUGGAGGGUAUUGGAACACAAGUCGAUUUGGAGAAGGCAGCUUCUUGUUACACGGCAGCGUGUGAGUACCAGCAAAGCGCACAGGCGCUUUAUAAUCUGGCUUGGAUGCAUGAAAAUGGUGUUGGUCUUACCCAGGAUUUCCAUUUGGCGAAGAGAUAUUAUGAUCUUGCCUUGGACACAAACGAGGAGGCAUAUCUCCCUGUGACUCUGAGCUUGCUGAAGCUGCGACUCAGAAGUGCAUGGAACACUCUCACACAGGGCUCAAUCAACUCCAUCCAAGAUGAGCCAGCACCAAAGAAACAGUGGUCGAUGAGUGAAUGGAUCUCCAACUUUCUCCGAGAUGACCACAUGUAUUAUGGUGACGCUGAUUACGAUGACAACUAUCUACCCGAAAACGACCCCAUGCCAGGUGGAGAUGCGGAUGGUAUGUAUGAGGACAUUAUCGAUGAUGGGAUUGUAGAGAGCAUUCUUAUCAUCGUCCUAGCUGCUGCUUUGGUGUUCCUGAUCUAUUACCGCCAGCAACGUCAACAGGCACAUCGAAGAGGCCAGGAAGCUGGGGCUGCUCAAAAUGGCGUCGCGCCUGAAGGACAACAGCAGCGGCAACAACGACAGGAUAAUGGCCUAUUCCCUCAGCCUGGAGAUCCGGACUUUGGUCAGUGGGUUGCUGGGGGUGUGGGUCAUUGA